Messenger RNA from Stylonychia lemnae, 3126 nucleotides. NCBI's taxonomy places the organism in Eukaryota, Ciliophora, Spirotrichea, Sporadotrichida, Oxytrichidae. The record is from the annotation of a GenBank genome assembly.
AUGGAGGAGCGAUUGCUUUCAUUUGUUCAAAAAGUAAAGUAUUUGCUUUAUUAAUCUUAUCUAGUGAUAUAUUGUAAUUACACAGUUAAAAAUAAUAAAUUCUAUGGUAACUCAGCUUAAUAUAAUGGAGGUGUGAUAUAUUAUAAUAAAUACAGGCCAGAUGGACUCUUAGAUAACUAAUACUUCCCAGAUAACAGAGCCUAAUAUGGAGAUGAUUAUGCUAGUUUCCCACUUUCUCUCUAAGUAGAAAUGAUAAAUUAAUAAGAAGCUGCUAGUGGCCAAAGGUAUUAAGGUAAAAUAAUUGUUAGAGUUGUUGAUCCUGAGGGUCAGUUAGUCUCAAAUGAUAACUCAACGUCUAUAAUGAUUGAAGCAAUUGAUGAUUCCUAAGCUGGUGUGACAGGAUUAAGAUAGUUAAAAGUUGAAAAUGGAAUAGCUAUUUAUGAUGAUCUUAAAUUUUAUGCAUAACCUGGUACUAAGGGAGUCAAAUUUGUCAUAUUUUCAACGACAAUAAACGAUUAAUAUAGAAGAGAAUCAUUAAAUAUUCCUAAUGAUAUUAUAACAAAUAAAGAAGUUAUUUCUAUUGAUUUUAGAAUCUGUCUUGAGGGUGAAUCAUCCACCAACAAUGAAUGUUUGGUUUGUGAGGCUGGAUCAUACUCUUUAAAAUAAAAUUCAUCUCAAUGCUAACAAUGUCCUCAAUUUGCAGAUUGCCCUGGUGGAUAUCAAAUUGUGGUAUUUUCCGGAUACUGGAGAAAAGACUAGAAUUCCUCUGAAAUUUAUAAAUGCCUUGCUAAAGAAGCUUGUGUUGGAGGAACUUAUCCUCAAAAUUACUCAAAAUCUAAAGAUUAUUUCCCACUAUGUAUUUUUUUCUUAAAUUAUGCUUUGAUAGGUGCUUAUGGUUAUUGUGGAAAUCUUUGUGACAGGUGUAUCAAUAAUAAUUAGAUUCAUUACUCAAGAGAAGGUGUUAGUAAAUGCGCUUAAUGCCCAGAUAAAGUAGUUAACAUGCUUCUACUUUAAGGAAUAUUCUUGGCUAUUAUGCUUUAUCUUCUAUUUCUGAUUAGAACAAACUUGAAGGAAAAUGCCAAUCAUGAGACCUCUGCUAUAAUGAGAAUUUUGACUAAUUUCCUCUAAAUUUUGACUUCAACAAACAUGAUAGAUUUACAAUGGCCAGAGUCACUUACAAACUUUUAUAAAAUAUUCAGCUAGUUAGGAGAAUCUUCAGACAGACUUCUCUCAUUUGAUUGCUUUUUGUAAAAUACGUUAUUAGCUAACGAAUCAAACUCCUUUGUAUAUAUCAAGGCCUUAAUGAUGAGCGUAAUGCCUCUUUUAAUAAUAUUCAUUUACUUCUUGAUAAUGCUAAUAGCAGUAGUAAACAAGGGAUUGGGUAAAAAAGCUUUAGCUCGUUGGAUUAUUGCUACAUCAGUUGUAACCAUUUAUUUCUUGCAUCCCUAAGUAACAAAGUAUGUUCUAGGGCUAUUUUUCUGCUAAAAAAUUCAUGAUAAAUUCUAUCUUUAGCAAGACAUGCAAGUAGAAUGCUGGACAGAUGACCAUAUGAAAAAUCUACUUUUAAUUGGAGUUCCUUUUAUGUUAUUGUGGGUUAUUUUGGCACCUAUUGUAGGAUUUCUUAUUCUUAAAAGAAAUAAGUCUAAACUUUUAGAAACAGAAUUUAAAGUUAGAUUUUAAGCACUCUAUCUUGGGUUAAAUCCUCAAAAUUACUACUGGGAAUUUGUGAAUGUAUUCAGAAAAACAUUUAUGGUUGCAAUCAACAUUUUCCUUUAGACCUAAAUUGAUUUUUUUAAAGCUCUUGUUACUUUGAUGGUUCUUUGUAUUAUGUAUAGAAUUCAAAUAAGGAAUUAACCUUAUAAGAACUAAUUGAUUAACAUCCUUGAGUAAAGAGAAAUCUAAUGCUCAAUAGUUACAUUUUUUGGAUCACUAUUUUUUGUCUCAAAUGAACUUGAUAAUCUCGGUAAAAGAAUCGUUUUUAUAGUCAUCAUAGUAUUUGUGAUUUGGUUCAUGAUUUUAUGGCUUUAUUGUUUUCUAUAUACAUAGUAAUAUUGGAUAUUAAGAAAGAUAGCUAAAUAUUUGAGAUAUCUAACACUUUUACCUUUAUAAGAGGAGGAAAGAACCAACAUCGACAUUAUCAAUCAAGGAUAUUAGGUUACAGAUUUAGGAUUUGACAUUAUAAAAGAAUAAGAUACUAUGAAUGAUUCUUAUAUGAGUCCUAAACAAUGGAAUUUAGGAUUUAAUAAAUAGUAUAAAAUGAGGAAAAGAAAACCUAUUUUUAAACAUUCCUAAUCUUUUAAUGCUUAAAAAAGUAAAAAUCUAAUCGAAAUCUUUAAAAAUGAUGAUAAAGACAUAAUUUAGCAUAAAAACACUAUGAAUGUAGAAUCCACUGUAAUAAAGCUUAGUGUAGUAAAGAGUGGCAACAUGUCUGACUAUUGGUCAGGUUUGAAAUUACAUGAUAUCUCAAACGAUACAUGCAAAAUAGAUCCAGAUUUAAAUAUGCUUGAUACUCCUCUAGCUAGUAGAAGUAUAAAUGGUGUGGGAUUCAAUCUUAGCUAAAAUUAAUCAAUUAAAUUGGGAUAAGUAUUAUUAUCACCAAACACAAGGAAUAACUAGAGAUCAAUCCUUAAGAAAUACACUGAUAAGGAUACUACUGAUUAAAUUCUUACCCAGCAAUAUUUGAGUGGUAAAUAUAAUCCUAAGGAAUUAUUUAAUGGAAAAAAGCAGAGGAACUAUAUUGGAGUAGCUUAGAGUGUUAAUAAUAAAGUUAAUAGAAGAAAUCUUAACAACUUAGAUGGAAAAGAUGAGGCUUAAAAAGCACUAUUGUAACUAUCUUAAGUAUUCUCACCUAAAAUCAGUUAGUUUUCUCAAGGUGGAACAACUAGAAGAGAAAAUAUGAUGCAACUCUAAAAUUUAUCUCAAAGGGGUAUACUUAAUCAAUCUUUGGUCUCUUCUAAAUUUGAGAUAUUGCCUUAAACACAAGAGCAAAUUAUAUUUUAUCCUAAAAAAAUAGAAAAACCAAGAUCUUAAUUCGCUAGAAUGCAAAAUAAGAAUAUCUAGCUAGUAAUUAUGAAAUUAAAAGAUUUCGAUUUAUCUCUAGGAUAAUAAAUUAAGAAAUUCUAAUGA